Vespula pensylvanica (western yellowjacket) is the source of this 2073-nucleotide messenger RNA. It is a transcript of the gene peng, whose product is annotated as protein penguin. NCBI's taxonomy places the organism in Eukaryota, Metazoa, Arthropoda, Insecta, Hymenoptera, Vespidae. The coding region runs from base 119 to 2014 and encodes 631 amino acids. Gene Ontology annotation, biological process: regulation of translation. Gene Ontology annotation, molecular function: mRNA binding. The record is from RefSeq and is a predicted model, not a curated record. The transcript has 2 exons. Gene Ontology annotation, cellular component: nucleolus.
GUUCAUUCGUCACGCGGACUUGUUGCACGUGUUUUACUCUACUAUUGAAAGGAUAGUUUACUUUUAAAAUAUUAAGUGUUGUUAAUUUUGUUAUUUCUUCUAAGGAUCAUAUUAAAAUAUGAAACGAAAAGAAGAAGAAAUUUCUACAGCAAGAAAACCAAAAAGGAUAAAGAACACUUUAAACAAUGAUGAUACAGUCACAGAAAAAGUAAGCUUAAAUGUUGUCAAAAAAGAAAAACAGGAUAAAGAAAAUAAUCUAAAGAAAGAAAAGAAAGUAAAAUUUGAAAAACCAUUGUUAAAGAAUUCAUUGAAAAUACAUCAAAAAGAUUUAAAAAAAAAAAGUAAUUUAAAGAAUUUAAAAAAUAAAAAAAAUAUUACAAAAGAUAAUAUUUUAGCGACACAAAAGGAAGAUUGGCAGAACUUUAAAAAGAAAAAGAAAGAUUUAAGAGAAAAAAGAAAAGAAAGAAGAUUAACAGAUGUGUAUGAGAUAUCUAUUCGAGCAAAAAAGAUAAGUGAAAAAUUACGUAGAACUGACUGUACUUUGGAAGAAAAAAAGAAAUUGAUUCAAGAGCUUCACGAAUUAUUAAAAUCCCAUUAUAACAAAAUAAUAUUUACUCAUGAUAUAUCGCGUAUAGUUCAAUGGAUACUUAAAUAUUCUGAACCUGAUAUGAGAAACGCUGUAUUUGAUGAAUUAAAGCCAUCUAUCAUAGCUAUGACUCAAUCAAAAUAUGCAAAGAAUUGUGUAAAAGUUUUAUUAAAAUAUGGAUCUGCAAUAUUAAGAAAAAAUAUUAUUUCAGAAUGGUAUGGAAAUAUAGUUAAUUUGAUGAGUAAUAUUGUCUCUGCUCCUCUUAUUGAACUUGCAUAUUCUACUUGGGCUACAAAUGAAGAUAAAAUAAAUUUUAAACAAGAAUUCUAUGGUGAUAUAUACAAAAAAGCUAAAGAUAAAAAAGUAAAGAUUCUCUCUGAUGCUUUUGAAAAUGCAGAAGGUAUGAAAUCUGCAAUAUUAUCUGCUGUAAAAACGAAUGUAAUUAGAAUUUUAAAUAAGAAAUUUAUUAAUUCUGUAUUACUUCAAACUGUCAUUUGGGAAUAUUUAACAAAUUGUUCAAAUGUAGAUAGAAGUGAAAUGAUAGUUAUGUUAAGAAAUUUAGUAGUUGAAUUAUCUAGUACAAAAGUUGGUACUAAAGUUGCUAUGCUUUGUAUAUGGCAUGGAACUAAUAAAGACAGAAAAAUUAUUAUGAAAGCUCUCAAAGAAAAUAUUAAAAGUAUUGCCAUGUCUGAACAUGGGUAUAUGGUAUUACUAGCACUCAUUGAUUCUGUUGAUGAUACUGUUUUAAUGAAAAAAAUAAUUCUCUCUGAAAUCCAAAAAGAUUUAACAGAAAUAGUAUUAAAUGAAUAUGGAAAACAUGUUAUAUUAUAUCUUGUAGCAAGGAGAGAUCCUCAUUAUUUUCCACCUAGUAUAGUAGAAUGUUUAAGUCAAGGAGAUAGUAAUGAAACAAGCAAAAAACCAGCUGAUAUUAGAGAAAAAGAACUUCGUGAAGCUGUAACAGACUUAUAUUUAGAAUCAAUUGCUUCAGAAACAACAGAGUGGUUGUCAAAAGGAUCUGUUUUAAUGGUUACUCUUGCAAUAUUGAAAGUAGGUUCUGGUGAAAAAUUAAAGUGUGUAUUUAAAGCUAUUGCUUCUUUUCUUACUAAUACAGAAUCUGAACACGAUCUUAUUGAACAUCCAGGUUUACAUAUGAUGUUAAAAAAACUUAUUCAAAAUGAUAAAAAUUUAGAAACAAAGGGAGAGACUACUUUUGGUGCUAUAUUAAUUGACUAUCUAACAAAGAAUAUUCUGAAGCAAUGGAUACAAUUUAAUAGAGGUUGUUUUUUGCUUAUUUUAUUAAUAGAAAAUGAGAAUGAAACAGUAAUUAGUAAGUUAAUAUUAAAACUGCAAGCACUAUUGCAAAACAUUAAGAAAGAACAAACUCCAGGAGCAUCAAUUUUACUUAAAAAGUUAAAAGAGAAACAAUGAACUUGAAAUAAUUGUUAUAUAUAUUAAAAUAAAUAAAGAUUCUAAAAAAAUUAUUUUUA